This is a messenger RNA of Neogale vison (American mink), 3074 nucleotides long. RefSeq names its product leucine rich repeat and fibronectin type III domain containing 3 (gene LRFN3). NCBI's taxonomy places the organism in Eukaryota, Metazoa, Chordata, Mammalia, Carnivora, Mustelidae. The transcript is spliced from 3 exons. The record is from RefSeq and is a predicted model, not a curated record. Gene Ontology annotation, molecular function: protein binding. The coding region runs from base 1061 to 2941 and encodes 626 amino acids.
GGGUCUCUGAGCGCGGCCCCUCCCCCCUGCGCCCAAACCUGCGCUGCGGUGUCUCCACCCCGCGUGUCCCCGUCUGUCCGUCCGUCCUCGCCCAGGCCUCGCCCCACCCCGGCCCCAGGGGCUGCCUUGCCACCACCCCCCCACCGCAUUCGCUUCCCUCCCUCCGGGCCAGUCCCCGCCGCCAGGGAAGCAAGCUGGGACCAAGCCGCCCCAAACCCAGGGCCAGGACCCCGACAUCAGUGGCCUGCACCCCGAGAUUGGAUCCAGAGAUCUGGAAACCUGAGCCCGAAACCUUGAUCUGGGGCUGGGACCCCCAAGACCUGGCGCCUGAACACCUACUAUCUGGGGCUGGAAUCUCAACAUCGACUUGGAACCCCAAGACUUGGAAUAUGGACCUCCAAAUUUGGAAACUGAACCUCAAGAUUUCUCAUCUAAAGCCCCAAAUCUGAAACUGAACUCUGAAUGCUGUGCCUGGGACCUUGAAAUCUGGGACCAAAUUCCCAUAUCUAUACUCCAGAACCCCCUAUUUGGGACCCAAACCCUGAGAUUUAGGCCUCAAAUUCCAAGAUCUGAACCCUGGCAUUCCAAGGGGCCUAAGCCUGUGCUAGAGCCUGAAGUCCUUGCUGAAAACCCGAAUGCUGAAAUUGAGGGCUAGAGACCUCCAAAUCUUUAUUUGGCACCCCAGUUCUGAACCCGGCACCCCAGUAUUGGAUCCCAGGACUGGGCUUGAGACUCAGACCUAAAGUCUCCAUUUGGCUGUUUAGCAUCCCAAGACCAGAGCUAGGAGCCACUGGCUCUGACCAACCAGAACUGGAGCCUGGGUCUCUAAAAUUGGUCCCUAGAGGCCAUAUAUUUAAAGAUCUAGGACCCCAGGUAUCAAGGUCUAGAGACUCCAUGGCCACAGAUCUGGGCUGAGACACAACACAGUCCCUCUACAGAGGCCUUGGGAACAGAGAAGGCAUGACCAGGUCCCCCCACCAGAGCCCUGACUCCUGACCCCUUGGAGCCUGAGGACUCUGCUCCCUGGGGCGACUUCCAGCUCAGGCCACCCCUGCCCGCAAUGGCCGUCCUCCCACUGCUCCUCUGCCUGCUGCCGCUGGCCCCUGCCUCGUCUCCAUCGCAGCCAGCCACAUCCAGCCCGUGUCCCCGCCGCUGCCGCUGCCAGACGCAGUCCUUGCCCCUCAGUGUGCUGUGCCCGGGGGCAGGCCUUCUGUUCGUGCCCCCCUCGCUGGACCGCCGGGCCGCCGAGCUGCGCCUGGCGGACAACUUCAUUGCGGCCGUGCGCCGCCGCGACCUGGCCAACAUGACCGGCCUGCUGCAUCUGAGCUUGUCUCGGAACACCAUCCGCCACGUGGCCGUGGGUGCCUUCGCGGACCUGCGUGCCCUGCGGGCCCUGCACCUGGACGGAAACCGGCUGACCUCGCUGGGCGAGGGUCAGCUGCGCGGCCUGGUCAAUUUGCGCCAUCUCAUCCUCAGCAACAACCAGCUGGCGGCCCUGGCGGCCGGUGCCCUGGACGACUGCGCCGAGACACUGGAGGACCUGGAUCUCUCCUACAACAACCUGGAGCAGCUGCCCUGGGAGGCCUUGGGUCGCCUGGGCAACGUCAACACGUUGGGCCUCGACCACAAUCUGCUGGCGUCUGUGCCUGCCGGCGCCUUCUCCCGCCUGCACAAGCUGGCGCGGCUAGACAUGACCUCCAAUCGCCUGACCACCAUCCCACCCGACCCGCUCUUCUCCCGCCUGCCGCUGCUGGCCAGGCCCCGCGGCUCCCCCGCCUCCGCCCUGGUGUUGGCCUUCGGCGGAAACCCGCUGCACUGCAACUGCGAGCUGGUGUGGCUGCGGCGCCUGGCCCGGGAGGACGACCUGGAGGCCUGCGCCUCCCCGCCUGCACUGGGUGGCCGCUACUUCUGGGCUGUGGGUGAGGAGGAAUUCGUGUGUGAGCCCCCCGUGGUGACUCACCGCUCGCCACCCCUGGCGGUGCCUGCAGGCCGACCAGCUGCUCUGCGCUGCCGGGCAGUGGGGGACCCCGAGCCCCGCGUGCGCUGGGUGUCACCCCAGGGCCGACUGGUGGGCAACUCGAGCCGUGCCCGUGCCUUCCCUAAUGGGACCUUGGAGCUACUGGUCACCGAGCCAGGCGACGGGGGUAUUUUCACUUGCAUUGCAGCUAAUGCAGCCGGUGAGGCCACUGCCGCUGUUGAGCUGACCGUGGGUCCCCCACCACCUCCCCAGCUAGCCAACAGCACCAGCUGUGACCCCCCGCGGGACGGGGAUCCUGAUGCCCUCACCCCGCCCUCUGCCGCCUCCGCCUCUGCCAAGGCAGCUGACCCUGGGCCCCCUACCGACCGCGGGGUCCAGGUGACUGAGCAUGGGGCCACAGCCGCUCUUGUCCAGUGGCCGGACCAGCGGCCCAUCCCAGGCAUCCGCAUGUACCAGAUCCAGUACAACAGCUCAGCCGACGACAUCCUCGUCUACAGGAUGAUUCCCGCCGACAGCCGCUCCUUCUUGUUAUCGGACCUGGCGUCCGGCCGCACCUACGAUCUGUGCGUGCUGGCGGUGUACGAGGACAGCGCCACGGGGUUGACCGCCACGCGGCCGGUGGGCUGCGCCCGCUUCUCCACUGAGCCCGCGCUGCGGCCAUGCGGGUCCCCGCACGCACCCUUCCUGGGCGGCACCAUGAUCAUCGCCCUCGGUGGAGUCAUCGUGGCCUCGGUACUGGUCUUCAUCUUCGUGCUGCUUAUGCGCUACAAGGUGCACGGAGGCCAGCCCCCCGGCAAGGCCAAGGCGCCUGCACCUGUCAGCAGCGUUUGUUCGCAGACCAACGGCGCCCUGGGCCCCACACCGGCCCCGCCCGCCCCUGAGCCCGCGGCGCCCAGGGCCCACACCGUGGUCCAGCUGGACUGUGAGCCCUGGAGGCCCAGCCACGAACCCACGGGACCCUAGCCUCACGCCCACCUCUACGGCCCUUCUGGCCCCAAGGGUGGGAGGAGCCAGGCACCCCCUGGGACCUGGCCUCAGACUCACCAAAUUGCUCACGGUUUUUAAAACUCUGAUGGGGAGGGUGUCGGGGGCACUG